AUGGAUAAUCCUCAUGAGGAAGAGGAGAGUCCUCACGAAGAAGAGGAAAGUAAAGAGAUGCCUCCAUGGAUGAUAGAAAGAAUGAAAAAGAUCCAGGAGGAAGAAGAACGCGAAAAACAAGAAUUCGAAGCAAUGAAAGCAAAAGCUGAAAAAGAGAGAGAAGAAUUUUAUAAAAACUUAAAAGCAGAACAGGAUGCAAAGAAAUCUCAGCUUACAAAGACAUACGUUCCUGAAAAAAAGAUAGAUGAUGAUGAUUUAAUUGGAGGAUGGCAAGAAGUACUUGAAAUUGCAAAGCCAAUACGUAAAGAUGUCCCGGCAAAGCAGUCCAAGAUGGUUAAAAACUUAUUUUUCAAUCUCAAAACUCAAGAUGCCGAAUAG
This is a messenger RNA of Trichomonas vaginalis G3, 378 nucleotides long. RefSeq lists its product as uncharacterized. Gene Ontology annotation, cellular component: clathrin coat of coated pit; clathrin coat of trans-Golgi network vesicle. Lineage: Eukaryota; Parabasalia; Trichomonadida; Trichomonadidae. The transcript has a single exon. The record is from RefSeq and is a predicted model, not a curated record. Gene Ontology annotation, biological process: vesicle-mediated transport; intracellular protein transport. Gene Ontology annotation, molecular function: structural molecule activity. Bases 1 to 378 code for a protein of 125 amino acids.